Molecule: messenger RNA, 534 nt
Organism: Aspergillus vadensis CBS 113365
Lineage: Eukaryota; Fungi; Ascomycota; Eurotiomycetes; Eurotiales; Aspergillaceae
Exons: 1
Coding region: 1-534 (177 amino acids)
Source: RefSeq, a predicted model, not a curated record
AUGGCACAAGCAGCAUGGCCCCAAAGCCAAUCCAAUACCUCCUGGUCCGACUUCAUAACACCACUAAAACGAAAUACAUCACUACUCAAGCGAGCGUUCGAGACCAAUCCCACAAUCACAAAGCGAGCACUGGACAACUCGGCGCGGAGAAGCACACACGAUGAGCUGGGCGCUGUACUACUAAUGAUGUUUAUCAUGUUCUGCUACGCUAGCGCUUGGUAUGGAAUGAAGUUGCCUUUGCAUCGGGUACUUCGCACACCAGAGGGAACUUCCCACUCGACGACGGAGGACUGGCUCAGAGAUGCUCUCCUCGUCCUAACAGUCGCACUCGUAUGCAGCUUUGCUUCCUGGCUACUGGGACUUUAUCUUAGACAUCACGCGAUGCAGUCCUGGUGGUAUGGUCAGAUAUCGUUGGUACUGGGGAUUCUCGAGACAGCGAUUGAUGUGUUGUUGGCGGUCGUCUGGAUUCGUGGGUUGUACGCGGUGUGGCACUUGAGGUACAGGUUUAGAAAUUGGCGCCGCCGCCGCCGUUGA